Molecule: messenger RNA, 3477 nt
Organism: Egretta garzetta (little egret)
Lineage: Eukaryota; Metazoa; Chordata; Aves; Pelecaniformes; Ardeidae
Gene: EIF3F
Product: eukaryotic translation initiation factor 3 subunit F
Exons: 9
Coding region: 1-1011 (336 amino acids)
Biological process (GO): translational initiation
Cellular component (GO): eukaryotic translation initiation factor 3 complex, eIF3m
Molecular function (GO): translation initiation factor activity; metallopeptidase activity; translation initiation factor binding
Source: RefSeq, a predicted model, not a curated record
AUGGGGAUUACACCUUGUAAGCUUUCCCAUUUUCGGCUGAACAGCCCAAGUCUUGGCAUAGGCGUUCAAAUAGCCAGCGGCCAGUACAGAGAACAGGCUUUGAAAUGUAGUUCACCUUCUCUCUUUGACAGAUCUCUCACCGGUCAUCAGAAGCAAUGGAACUGGAAGGUAGCACUGCGUGACAGGCGUUCAGAUCAGCCAAUUAUUGCCGGCGCGGACCCUCCACCCCCUCUCUCUUGCAAAAUGGCGGCCCCCGCUCCCGCCCCGGCUCCGGCUGCUCCCGCGGCCGCCCCGGGCUCGUGCCCGUGGAGCCCUCCGCCAGGGGUUAAGCAUCACUGUAACCAGCUGACUUGGUCCUGUCCCCUUUCUCAGGUGGCAGUCGAUAUGGAAUUUGCUAAAAACAUGUAUGAGUUGCACAAGAAGGUGUCUCCUAGCGAGAUCAUCUUGGGCUGGUAUGCAACAGGUCAUGACAUCACGGAACACUCUGUCCUGAUCCAUGAGUAUUACAGCCGGGAAGCGCACAAUCCAAUCCACCUCACUGUGGACACAAGUCUCCAGAAUUCACGCAUGAGCAUUAAAGCCUACGUCAGUGCCCCAAUGGGAGUCCCUGGUAAAACUAUGGGCGUGAUGUUCACACCUCUAACAGUGAAAUAUGUUUAUUAUGAUACAGAGCGGAUAGGAGUGGAUCUUAUCAUGAAGACUUGUUUUAGCCCUAAUCGAGUGAUUGGCCUGUCCAGUGACUUACAGCAGGUGGGGUCAGCAUCAGCCAGGAUUCAGGAUACCCUGACCAUGGUGCUCCAGUAUGCAGAGGAUGUAUUGUCUGGCAAAGUGGCUGCUGACAACACUGUUGGGCGAUUCCUGAUGGAUCUUAUUAACCAGGUGCCAAAGAUUUCACCAGAGGACUUUGAGACAAUGUUGAACAGCAAUAUCAAUGACCUACUGAUGGUAACCUACUUGGCAAACCUCACACAGUCACAGAUUGCUCUCAAUGAAAAACUUCUGAGUUUAUAAAGAAACUUCUGCCACCCUGCACUUCAAAGAGCCUGAAGAACGAGCAGAUACAUUUCUAUGGUGGUGUUACAAAUAUCCUUGGACCGUAAUUUAAUUACCUAGAUGACUUGGAUUACAUUUUUAUUUCCAUUGCCCUGAGAAAUCCCUAACAUGGUUUAGGAAAUGAAUGGGAACGGCUGCAGUUUAGUUGAGCCCAAUAUUUUAAAAUUGAAUACGUGAAUCUUUCAUCUCUUGGGUUUAUCUACUUGUAUAACAAAAUGCAGCUUUAUUAUAAGAAUGUAUUUGAAAUAAAAGUUCCAUUGCAAUGGCAAGAAUGGCUUCUGUCCAGAAAAAAAUAUUCUCAUUUAUUGUAUAACCAAUCACCAUUUGAAAGGGGGGAUAACACCACAUCAGGAAAGAAAACAAGAGUGCAUGCAAGUCAACUCCAGUUCUGCCAACUUGCUUGCAGGGUGUUUCGCCAACUGUUAAAGCACACUGAGAGCGUGGCUUCAUGUAUUGCACAUAAUACGCUUUUCCGUGGAGGACUACAGAAUGGUCAUGGGUUUAUUAGUGGUGUAUUUGCCCUUCUUCAGCAGGGUACUGACAGAGCAGGAGACAGUGGAUGCAGUUUACGUUACGGUAUUUUCUGUGUAUAUCUGAUCCUUUGGGAAAGGAAAGCAAGGCCAGUGAGGGCCAUUAGCCCCUCAUAAAGUAAGGGUUCAGAGAAUUAAACUAGCAACUGAGUUCAUGGUUAAAAGGGCUUGAAAAGCAUUUGUGGCUGAACAGGUGUGGCUAUUGGAGUUGCUAUCUUUACAAAAGAAGAAAAGCACAGCAAAACUACACUUUGUGAAGCUCUGAGGUUAAAAUUUGGGUGUCAUCAAAUAGGAAUUUUCUGUUUUGUGACCCUGUACUGCUGCUAAAAUCAUGUGAACAGAACCUUCCCAUUUUUUCCCCCAAACUUACUUCACAUUAAAUUGAGUUCUAGCUGAAAGAAAGCCAAUACCAAUCUGAGCUGUAACUUUUUACAGUCUCAGCUAAUAACAUGACCUUCAGAAGUCUGUUCAGCUGUACUGAGGAGGUAAAAGUGUCCCUCUUCUACAACGUAACCUUUCACCUCAUUGCUAAUGACUAUUUCUGAUGCCUUACGUGUAUUUUGGUAAAUGAAUCUGAAAUGGUAGAGAAGCCUGCAAAGGCAGUGUUCCCCAAAAUAAUUUUUGUGCUAAUUCGUCAGAUAAAUCCAAGAAUGGGACUCAGGUUACAAAUCUGUAGAUCCUAUACUGGUUGUUCCAAUCUCUAGAAUUCCACCAGUGACUCAAUGCUGAAUUCUAAGUUCUAAUUGCAAGGACAACAUACAUGAAAACUUAAAGUAUAGCAAAGAUUCUCAUAUCUUUGAAUGUGACUCACGAGCAUUAAAUUAAGUGUUAAAACUCGGCUCUUGUUUUUUAUUAGUCUGAAUAAAAACCCUUCUUCAAACUUAAUAUUCAUAACCAGCCUUUUAACUAUUUCACAAAUGUUCAGGUCAAGGUGUUUUUUAAAGCCAGCCUUGAAAUAGGUGGAGGAAAAGAGCAAGCAGCAAAGCUGGGUAAGUCUCUCAAUACUGCAAACAAGUUGUGGGGAGGUGGGGGGGGAAAGCAUAAUAUUCUUUCCCUGAGCUCUCCUCUGCAGUAAACUUGCCAUUCCUGGUUCGGAAAACUGAUAAAAAGUAAGGAGAAGGAUUUUAAAUGCUCUACGAGUUGAAUAGCUAUGCUAUUUAAUAAGCUGCUGUGCACAGAAUGCAAAAUUCUGGGAAGACUAAUUUGUGAUCAUUGAUAUAGAACAGCUAUUGUGGAAUCUGCCAGUCCUUACAAGCACCCAAAGACUAAUGAUGGUACGCCAUAGGGGACUGAGGUUAUGUCUUCCUAGGUAGAAAGCUUCACUGCAAAGCAGAGGUGUCAGAAGAACCCACAAUCCAUAGAUUUUGUUGUACGCCAGACAGCACAGUGACAAACGCUUGGAAUUAGAGUAGGAAAAAAAUAGUUGUCCUUUUAAAAACACUGUAUCUGAUCCCAUCCGUUCUGUCUCUUUCUACUGGGUGAAGAGCACAUUGUGAACCUUACUUUGACUCUGGAAUUUUGAAUGCCUGAUUUCAAAUUUAAGUGGCCACUCUUAUGAAGAGCAAUAUUGCAAACAAAUGUAAUGUGUCAUUUUGCUUAACUGUGAAGCCUGGGGUGUAUUAUUACCUAGGAGACUGAUGCUUUCCUUCUCUGGAGCUGUAAAAUCUAGAUAGGAAUUCCUAAAGGUAUUUUAUUUGAAUUGUUCCACCUUAUGGAAAUCUAAAAACAUGAAGUUCUAUAGAAAAUCUGGUGGGAAAGCUUUGGGAGUCAAAAAGCCAUCACCAAGGAUUUCAAGCUUUAACUUGAUACUGAUUUGUAAACCACAGACUUCUUGGAUUUAUUAGGGGACUUCUUUUUUUUGUUCGUUUAGGAUGUGUUGCUCCAAAUAACUUUG